Molecule: messenger RNA, 1869 nt
Organism: Alternaria ventricosa
Lineage: Eukaryota; Fungi; Ascomycota; Dothideomycetes; Pleosporales; Pleosporaceae
Exons: 4
Coding region: 1-1869 (622 amino acids)
Source: RefSeq, a predicted model, not a curated record
AUGGCUUCCGAUCCACGUCAACAAGCACUAGAUUUGCUAUCGGGUUAUUCUACCCCGUCGAACCUACUUCCCGAAGGCUACAAAGAAAGCUUCGACAAGAUCUGGUAUCAGGAAUACGUCCAGUAUCGAGAAACUGUCAAGCCAAAGCUCGGAACUAAUGGGCCCUCAUACGACUCGGCUUCUGGUACGUACAUGUCAAGAGGAAGGUCCUCUCCUCAACUAGACGACCUUGCACAUGGAACUUCAGCAAAUAUUACAAAGUGUGAUGAAAGUCUCGAAGAUACCGCGGAUGCCUUGAUCUUUGUCAGCGCUGGCGUCAAGUCGCAAGAUUUUGUCUUCGAUGGCUUCUCGAGCCACGAUCCAGGAGUAGAGCAAGCUCGAUUGACUCCAGCGAUGGAAGAGCUUGAUCUAAUCAUAGAAGAAGACAAAGCCCGAACACAUCAACAGGUACUGGAUCAACAGAUACGGGAUCAACAGCACGUGUCAGAAGAACGACUUCGCGAAACUGAAGCACGCGUUCAAGACAUCGCAGCAGAGGAAAGAGCUAGGAGGACAAAAGAGGGCACCCACGUCAAAGGACGCCGUCGAGGUCUUCCACUACUUCUCGAAGCCCACGGAGGAUUGCAAGAGGUUAUGACCUGCUACGACACUGGAACGCAUGAUAACCACAUGUCUCGUGCCAAAGCAACAGAGCUGGGGUAUACCAUCGAUCUGAGCUCCGAUAUGGAGUCAGGCUUUCAGCUCCCGAAUGGCAAGAUCAUCAAGGCCGUGGGUCAUGUAGUUGUGGCGGUUCAGUUCGCUAGAAAGGUAGGCUCCGAAGCAGCUUCUAUGACCUGCCGUUUCAACGUGUUCGAACGCUUGGCCCUGCCAGUGCUCAUCGGCAUGACCUUCCUUCAGGCCACAGAGACCAUCACCAGAUACACAUCGCGCAUGGUAGAUCUUCCGACGACGUGGAAGCGCUCUCUGUAUUUGGGGCGGGAAACAGUGGCAACUGCAGACACUGGGUCCAAUGUCGCCUUGGUCAGUGGCGAGUAUGCUACGAAACAUCAACUUGAGUUCGAAUACGGUUGCGAAGAGCUUAUGUUGGCCGACGGAUCACUGGAGUACACAAGGGCCUACGCAGACGUGACAAUCGGUGUAUACAAAUCGAAAAUUUCUAUGGCCAACACAAGACUCCUCCCUCCUCGAAAGUACAUGACACACUGGAAAACCAAGAGGGUCCGAUUUUACAUUUUGGAAAGUCUGCAGUUUGACGUAAUUCUGGAUGAGGCGACCGUUGAUGACCUGAGCAUCUUUGAGCAUGGCCUUGCCACGAUAAUGUCUGCCGCCUCUAGUACAGUACCCAGCUUGUCUCCCGUCAUUCACCUACGAUCAGUCGAAGCCUCUAUUGCACAGGCAAGCGUCACGCUGCGUGAGAAAACGAAAGCUGCUGCAUCCAGUAUCGUACCCAGAUUAUCUCCCAUCAUUCACCUACAAUCAGUUGAAGCACCUCUUACACCGGCAAGUGACGACGCGCUACAUGGGAAAACAAAAGCGAGACGCGGACCGGUGUCCUGGCUGAAACGUUUGUUUCUCUCCAUGCGAAAAUCUCCGCGUACCACGGCUACUCCUGUAAGCCCAACGAGCCUAACCGAUGCUGCUUCCCAGAUCCGCGCCAAGGAACUACCUCGCCUGAUCAUCGAACUAGAUCAGGCGGAAAAUCGCCGGCUUGAUCAGAUAGAAAGAAGAGGAGCAUCGGCUGCAGACGACAUAGACAAGCAACGGUACACAGAUGAACGUGAGAAGCUUAUUCUGGAAAUACGAGGCUUGAGAGGGACAUCAUCUCCUUUGAGCAGCUCACAAUCCGUAUAUUACGGCCGUGGAAUCUGA